CUUUCGCGAACAGAGGAUUAAACUUUUGCAACCAUUCUAAAACUCAAGCAUUUGUUCAUACAGACUGAAUUUGCACAACGUGAAAAAAUGACUUCGAAAAUACAAAACAGCGCAUCUAAACCACAUAAAACUCCAGAAGUUGAUAAAGAGAAAAGGAAACUAUUUGUUAUGCCUACUGAGGGUGGUGAAGAAGAUGAAACAUGCCAGACAUUUGUACUAAAUAAUGAAGACCACACACUUGGUAACUCGUUGAGAUAUGUCAUCAUGAAAAACCCAGACACACAAUUUUGUGGUUACAGUAUCCCGCAUCCAUCAGAGGAAAAAAUUAAUUUUCGUGUACAAACAUAUGGUAAGCCAGCUACUGAUGUUCUAAGGAAAGGAUUGAAAGAUCUGAACACUGUAUGUGAACAUGUUCUCCGAACAUUUGAGACAAGUGUAAAUGAACAUAAGAGGAGAAACCAGUCAGACAUAGAAGCAAUGGACCAGUCUGCUGGAUGAUCUCAUCACUUACCAGUCUAAGAAAUGGACCAGUCUGCUGUAUGACCAUAAUCUUAAAUUAUGGAACAAGUCAAGCUAUAACUUUUCUAAGAUAUGUGAUAAAUGAAAAGUUGAAAGUGGUGUUAGUGCAUUAUAUUUUUUGAACUUCAUUUAGUUACAGUGGAAACUGAAACAUCGUAUGUUUUCCAUGUUGAUAUUAGAAAUUUCAUAUUGAGUGUGUGGCAUCUUCUGUGGCAUCAUAUUUUGCACAGCUAUUCAAAGAAUAGGUAGAGCUAUUGGACUCGCCCAUGUGUCGGCAUCCGCUUUCUGAUUUAGUAAAGUUUUUAUAAUGUAAGCUGGUAUCUCAGUAACAACUUGUGGGAAUGGAUUAAAACUUCACACACUUGUUCACUGUGAUGAUCUGACGUGCAGUGCACAGGUUCCAUAACUCUGCUUUGCAAUUUUACAAAAUUAUGCCCUUUUUUGACAUAGCAUUUUUAUGCCCCCGAAGGGAGGCAUAUUAGUUUUCAACUGUCCGUCCGUCCGUUUGUUCGUUCGUUAGUUAGUUAGUUCGUUUGUACACCACCCCUACUGACUUAUGGGUCACCACGUCAAAGGUCAAGGUCACAGGGGUCAAAGUUAUCUUUCUGCAUGAAGGCACUUUACUCGUGAACCACUACACCCAGGAUCUUCAACUUCACAUGCUGAUAGUACUUAUUAAGUACACCACCCCUACUGACUUUGGGGUCACCAGGUCAAAGGUCAAGGUCACAGGGGCCAACAUUAACUUUUUGCAUGAAGGCACUUCACAUGCGAACCACUUCACCCAGGACCUUCAAACUUUACAUGCUGAUAGUACUUAUUGAGUACACCACCCCUACUGACUUUGGGGUCACCAGGUCAAAGGUCAAGGUCACAGGGGCCAACGUUUACUUUCUGCAUGAAGGCACUUUACUCGCGAACCACUACACCCAGGACCUUCAAACUUCACGUGCUGAUAGCACUUAUUAAGUACACCACCCCUACUGACUUUGGGAUCACCAGGUCAAAGUUCAAGGUCACAGGGGCCAACGUUAUCUUUCUGCAUGAAGGCACUUUACUCGCGAACCACUACACCCAGGACCUUCUAACUUCACAUGCUGAUAGUACUUAUUAAGUACACCACCCCUACUGACUUUGGGGUCACCAGGUCAAAGGUCAAGGUCACAGGGGCCAACAUUAACUUUUUGCAUGAAGGCACUUCACAUGCGAACCACUUCACCCAGGACCUUCAAACCUCACAUGCUGGUAGUACUUAUUGAGUACACCGCCGCUACUGACUUUGGGGUCACCAGGUCAGAGGUCAAUAUGCUGCGGGGCAUUUGCCACCAUUAGUGACAGCUCUUGUUUUUGGUUAAGUUUUUUAUUGUAAGCUGGUAUGUCAGUACCCACGUAUGGGAAUGGAUUGAAACUUCACAUAAUUGUCAAUUGUCAUGAGCUGAUAUGCAUUUUACAGGUUCCAUAACCCUGUUUUGCAAUUUUACAAAAUUAUGGACUUUAAUAUUCAUUCAGUUGACAAGGCUGUUGAAUAGUCGAGCAUUGCUGUCCUCAGACAGCUCUUAUUAUCUUUGUUACUGCAUUAAAAUGUUCAUUAAUUUAUGUGCCAAAGAAGAAAUUUAUAUCAUUCAUAAUAAAGUGUAAAAUGAUUA
Messenger RNA from Mercenaria mercenaria, 2165 nucleotides. Its product is annotated as DNA-directed RNA polymerases I and III subunit RPAC2-like. Gene Ontology annotation, cellular component: RNA polymerase III complex; RNA polymerase I complex. The record is from RefSeq and is a predicted model, not a curated record. The transcript is spliced from 5 exons. NCBI's taxonomy places the organism in Eukaryota, Metazoa, Mollusca, Bivalvia, Venerida, Veneridae. Bases 88 to 498 code for a protein of 136 amino acids. Gene Ontology annotation, biological process: DNA-templated transcription. Gene Ontology annotation, molecular function: protein dimerization activity; DNA-directed RNA polymerase activity.